This is a messenger RNA of Tripterygium wilfordii, 1440 nucleotides long. RefSeq names its product 5'-adenylylsulfate reductase-like 4. The record is from RefSeq and is a predicted model, not a curated record. NCBI's taxonomy places the organism in Eukaryota, Viridiplantae, Streptophyta, Magnoliopsida, Celastrales, Celastraceae. The transcript has 4 exons. The coding region runs from base 280 to 1248 and encodes 322 amino acids.
AUGUGCACUCUGGUGAAUCGCUGGCGAAAAUAAAUACAGAGAGAGCUUGAGAACGCCAGGCCACCAACCCCACCGCCGUAAGACCGCCCAAAGUACUCCCUGUGCUCGUCCCUCCGUCGACAUCCUCUACUACCAAUGGACCCAUCUUUAGAGACGAUUUUAAUAUCACAGCUCCUUCGAGGCUAAAAUGCGCAGGACGCGGUCCCUUCUUUUUCGUCUAUCGUCAUUGCAACUCUCCACAUCUUGAUUUUCUUUGGUGGGUUUUCUAUUUGGGCAUUUAUGGGGACUAUGGUGUGGGAAGCUGGGAUCUUGAUAUUGGUGGUCUUGUGGAGGUUAACAUGUGGCGUCUCCGGGUCGGAACCAGUUAGGGCUUUGAUUUGCCCGGUGGAGUCGCUCACGGAUUCAAUUUUGGGCCAUUGGGAGGGAUACUGCUACCUAAACGGUGGUUCUGAUUUCGCUCAUUUCAUUGGGGUUACUGAGGGAGAUGAAGUUUUACUGCAAGAGGCACUAAAUAUGGUCCACAAGCACAGACAUGAAUAUAUAGCUAUGCUGUUCUAUGCGUCUUGGUGUCCUUUUUCAAAGACCUUUAGGCCAAGCUUGUCUAUCCUUUCAUCUUUGUACCCGUCGAUUCCCCAUUUUGCAUUUGAAGAAUCAGCUGUCAGGCCAAGCAUACUGUCAAAGUAUGGAGCUCAUGGGUUUCCUACACUUUUUCUUUUGAACUCCACAAUGCGUGUGCACUAUCAUGGCUCUCGGACUCUUGGUUCUCUUAUUGCUUUCUACAGUGAUGUUACUGGUGUUGAGCCCCUAUCCCUGGAUAGCAAAUCCCAUGAUAAAAUUGGACAAGCAUCAAAUUGGGAGAAGCAUGAUAAUGUUGAGCUCGAAAGCUGCCCUUUUUUUUGGGCACGAUUUCCGGGGAAUUUGCUUAGGCAGGAGACCUAUUUGGCGUUGGCCACCGCUUUUGUGGUUCUUAGAUUGCUUUACCUAGUCUCUCCUAAGAUCCUGUUAUUUGCCCAAUUUGUUUGGAGACGGUGCAUUCAAUUUGAGAGAUUGGGGAGCUUGUUGGAGCUUUUACUAGCUUAUCUGAAUCGAGCAAAACAAUUGUUGUAUUAUGCAAAGGAGCCAGGCAAGCGAAGGAAUUUUCAGGGCAGAGCAAUGAAUGCUAGGGUAUGGGCAUCUAACUCACUUGCAACAGUCUCGAUUGGGGAUGCAAGCGCUGGUAGGUCUGGACCCGUAGGUGAAUGUUCUUGACAACCUUUCUGGAAUUUGGAACAAAUUAUUUUUAGAUGUUCCUCUGAAAGAUUAUGAUGUAUAUUUUCUUUUCAAGGUAGAUUUUGCUUUCAGAAUCAUCUGGGGGUAUAACAUGAAAUUCCAUUCUAUGUAGCAAAGUGAAAUUUAACUUUGUUGUGAACUGUACUGUAGUAAUUCAUUUCCUUUUUAUUC